This is a messenger RNA of Lampris incognitus (smalleye Pacific opah), 5118 nucleotides long. RefSeq names its product serine/threonine-protein kinase 38. Gene Ontology annotation, molecular function: protein serine/threonine kinase activity; ATP binding. Gene Ontology annotation, biological process: intracellular signal transduction; peptidyl-serine phosphorylation. The transcript has 14 exons. Bases 109 to 1521 code for a protein of 470 amino acids. The record is from RefSeq and is a predicted model, not a curated record. Lineage: Eukaryota; Metazoa; Chordata; Actinopteri; Lampriformes; Lampridae.
CUCGUCAUUCGUUCGGUCGUUCCUGGAAGGAGGCGGAUCCCCCCGACUUCCGGGUGUGAACGGAAGGCAGCAUCAGCCCAGCGGACUGGAGAGACGUCGAAGAUAACCAUGGCAAUGACCGGACAGACCUCCUGUUAUUCGAUGAGCAGCCACACCAAGGAACGAGUGACCAUGGCCAAAGUGACCCUGGAAACCUUCUACAGCAACUUGAUUGCUCAGCAUGAGGAGCGGGAGAUGAGGCAGCAGAAGUUGGAGAAGGUGAUGGAUCAGGAGGGCUUGGCUGAUGAAGAGAAACGCAUCCGCCGCUCCCAACAUGCCAGGAAAGAGACAGAGUUUCUUCGUCUGAAACGCACUCGACUGGGCCUGGAGGACUUUGAGUCUCUCAAAGUUAUUGGUCGAGGUGCAUUUGGAGAGGUCCGUCUGGUGCAGAAGAAGGACACAGGUCACGUGUACGCCAUGAAGAUCCUCCGCAAGGCUGACAUGCUUGAGAAAGAACAGGUGGGCCACAUCCGUGCUGAGAGAGAUAUCCUGGUCGAAGCUGAUAGUUUGUGGGUGGUCAAAAUGUUUUACAGCUUCCAGGACAAGAUGAACCUUUACCUCAUCAUGGAGUUCCUACCAGGAGGAGAUAUGAUGACCCUGUUGAUGAAGAAAGACACUCUGACAGAAGAAGCCACUCAGUUCUACAUUGCAGAGACGGUGCUGGCCAUCGACUCCAUCCACCAACUUGGCUUCAUUCACAGAGACAUCAAGCCAGACAACCUUCUCCUAGAUUCUAGGGGUCAUGUGAAGCUUUCUGACUUUGGCCUGUGCACCGGGCUGAAGAGGGCUCACCGAACUGAUUUCUACAAGAACCUCAACCAUAGUCUCCCCAGUGACCUCAGUAAGCAAACAUUCCAGAACAUGAACUCCAAGAGGAAAGCGGAGACGUGGAAGAGGAACAGGAGACAGCUGGCCUUCUCUACAGUGGGAACACCAGAUUACAUCGCCCCUGAGGUCUUCAUGCAAAAUGGAUACAACAAGCUGUGUGACUGGUGGAGUCUUGGUGUCAUCAUGUAUGAAAUGCUGAUAGGCUAUCCACCGUUCUGCUCCGAGACCCCGCAGGAGACCUACAGGAAGGUCAUGAACUGGAGGGAAACACUGACCUUUCCUCCAGAGGUGCCCAUCUCAGAGAAGGCCAAGGACCUCAUCCUCAGGUUCUGCUGUGAGGAGGAGCACCGGAUCGGGGCCAGUGGCGUGGAUGAGAUCAAAAGCAACACAUUCUUCGAGGGAGUGGACUACGACCAUAUCAGAGAGAGGCCUGCUGCCAUUCCCAUCGAGAUCAAAAGCAUUGACGACACAUCCAACUUUGAUGAAUUCCCUGACUCAGAUAUCCUCCAGCCCACAGGUCCGGUAGCGUCUAACCAGUCUGAGGCAGACCUCAAAAGUAAGGACUGGGUCUUCAUCAACUACACCUACAAACGCUUUGAGGGCCUGACAGCACGGGGGGCUAUCCCCUCCUACAUGAAGUCAGGGAGAAGAUGAACACCACAGCUCACCUGAUCUCUCAAUGGCUUUUAAAGGAAUACCAGCAUUAAAAUCUGAAUACCAACUCCUCCAGACCCAUGUUCUCUUUAGAACUGGACCCCAAAAUGCUGCAGAAUCCAGCUCGCUCCUGAGGUCACAUGAUUCAUCUAAUGACACGACUCCAUUUCCCCGUCAUGACAGUGCAACUGAGCAAUAGUUUUGUCUUAUGUAGAGAUCAGUCACAACACAGCUCUUUCAUUCCCUUCCCAUCAAGAAUGACUGUCCUUAAUUCAUCUUCAGGACUGAUGUUUAAGGAUCUUUACUGUUGAAUCCAAACAAGUCAUCAUCUAAACACCGCUUCUCUGAGGAUCUUUGUUAAAGGAGUUGUUAGCCAGCUUCAGCUUGCUAAAUCUAUAUGAUGCAUUCUCGCCACUGACAGGCUACACUAUUCACGUACUCUGGAGAGUACAUUUCCUUUUUCAGUCAAUCACAACCUAUUUUUAGUUCACGUAAAUCAAGUGUACGAUCAGCCACCAAAGAGGAGUUGCUGCCUUUAUUUGAUGCAAGUCUUCACUGUUUGACUCUCCAGGAUUAAAGGACCACCGUGUCCAAAGAGAUUCUGAUUCUUACCACCUGCAAGGGACCUACUGCCCAUUUCCUUACCAGUGGACCAGUCUGAUUCUCCAGAUGGACUCUAAAAACCACCAGCGUUCACCAUCUCUCUCUGAACCUGAAUCAAGUCUUAACAUUUUGACUGUUGGACUAGCGGGUUACUAGGGUCCUAUCUGCUUUCUGUUUUACUCGAGGGCUUUUUCCUUCAGCCUUGGGACUAAAGGAGUGUUCUUCUCUUCGUGAUCUGUGAUGUUGGAGUUGAGUUUUUAAUUCAAACGGGACAUUGGAGUGUCAUGAAAUGAAAUUCAAUUACUUUUCAGGGAGCUUGGGCAAAGGUUUUUUAACGAUUUCUUAUGAAAGCUCUUCCUAGACAUCUUGUAAGUGCUGCAGGAUUGGCCUGAUUGUUGCUCUAACCAAAGACGAUGAGGGAUGAAUGAAUCUUUACUCAAACGAUGUCUGCGCUUUAUGCUCAUCUACGUGAUGUCACUUUAAAAUGACUUUACAGCUGAAUAGAUUUAUAAAUUGGUCGUGUAAUUCAGUUGCAUCAAGUGAUGCAAGUGGUGGUCCAUGGCAUCGGGACAACAGUUUUAGAAGGAAAUAUUUGUAAUGAAUUGGUUCCCAGUUUGGAGAAAUAUUCAGGCUCAACGUUUGAUUGCUUCCUUUUGUUUUAGUCCAACCUUUAGCAGCAUGUGUGUCGUCCUGACCAACCAAUAUAUAACCAUCAGUAUUUUUCUGUUAAAACUGCUGACACUAACUACAAGUUCAGGUCCCUUUCCGCCGAUGCACAUUAUGAACCUUUGCAAGUUUAAAUUGGAUAACCGGAGGCAGAAAUAGCUGGUGAACAUAGAAAAAAAACAAACAAGUAUAUAGGCAGAUAAGAACAUUUAUUUAACCAGUUCGUUAUUAAUUUAACCGUUUUGUGUUUUUGUUUUUUUUUUGUUCAUAGAUAGAGCCGUGAAAGCUUGGUAAUACUAUGCAUGCUAGCGAUGCUACUGGAUGUAUGAAUCCCGAUGAAGACCAGAACGGCUCUUCAUGUUGCUUUGUGUGUUUUUUACCUACUAGCAGCUUGAGGAAACCUUUAACCUGCCAUUUUUCUAAACCGUCACCUCAAGCUUAUGUCUGAAAUGUCUUUUUGAGAGGCGAUGCGCGACACCUAAUCUAUAUAACCGCAGCUCUUACAACAAACACAGAAUAUCCCAAAUGCUGUCAUCGGAAAUGAAUGUAGAUGAAGGUCUGUCCAUCACGGCUCUUCGUGACAGUUCAGCUGCUGUGUGAAUGUAGCCGCCAAGCAGGAGGCAUUUCCUGUCUGACGUGAGGACGACGCCGCACGCUUCGGCUUCUCUCUAGCGCCACCUCUGUACAUUACAUUGCAUUCAGGUAGUUUAUAGACCUUGCUGAAAUUCUCAUACACUUGUGUUUUAGGGAGCAGUAGAUGUGAGGAAGGAAGCUGUUUUAAGUUGUCGUCCUUUCAGAUGAACUGCCCGAUGUUGGGACAACAUUGCCAAGCGUGAGGCAGAUGAAUGGACGAAGAUCACCCGGAACAACCGUUUUCAAUUUAUGCAGUGUGUGUGUGUGUGUGUGUGUGUGUGUGUGUGUGUGUGUAUGUGAUGCUGAGUAAAGAUUUAGAGUUGAAUAGUUUGACGGACAUCAUGUCGCACUAGCUGAAAAGUCGGGUGGGUUUUAUACCAGUUUUGGCUCAGUGUGUCUGUAUGCCGUGCACCUCUUCCUGUGCCGCCACUCUUGUGGGAAGCACAGUCCAGGACAGGCCAUGAACGUGGAGAGGAAAAGGUCCUGUACAUUAUUUACUCACUGCUUUCUUAAGGUGUGUGUGUGUGUGUGUGUGUGUGUGUGUGUGUGUGUGUUUGUGUGUGAGGAGUCUCGGCGUUUUGUUCUCUGCUGUUUGAUAUUGAAAAACUGCACUUCACGACUUGGGUGCCGCGAGGCUGUCAAUCAUUUAGACCAAUGAGCUGACCUGGAACCGUCUUUUUUUCAGACGCUCGUGGUUAAAACACUUCCGCACCGAGUGUCAUCCUGUCUGUGGCUUCACAAUGGGUGGAUUUCUUUUAUUAUCCAAGUGUUUGGACUUGUUAAUUCACAUGCUGGUUGUGAAUAUGGAAAUACAGAUGUAACAGAGACGCGGCGACUGCGUUUUGUUUUGAAGCAUCAUUUGAAUCAAGUAACAAAUGCAGUCACACGGUCGCAACCCGUCAUCGCUCUGCAACCGCAAAACUGAAGAGCGGUGACUUGUACUUUGAAUUUCCAGCUUGUCCUGUACAAAAUUCAAAUGUUAAGCCCACUCUGCAGUUUCAAUUUCCAUACUGUCACAUUUGUAUUUUCAUAUUUUCAUUUGAAUAAGAUGACUGUACACUUCCAUUUACUCAACAUGCUUUGUCCUGUGUGUCUCAUGGUGUAUGUGUAGUACUGAGAGUACUACCUGCACAAGCCGUACGGGUUAAGAACCAAAGCUCGUUUAUUUUAAAUGUCAUGUUGACCAGUAGGAAAACUUCACCGCUGCUCAGACACGUCAGCUCUUCCUCUUCCUGUUGAUGAAAAGCAGCUCUUUGACAGUAUCGGACCAGCGUCUGUGUGAAACCGUUCACGGCAGAGGAGUCGGCGUGUUGUCGAUGCAGCUGCAACAUGCCGACACACCUCGGGGCCACUAGUUUUGCAGACUCCGCUUCACUCUGGUGUACAUAGUGUGUGUGUGUGUGUUACGUGCAGGUGUGAGUUUGUUGGGGUUUGACAUGGCUUGUGUGUCACUGAUGGAAGCAAUACUGUUUUGCACUAUUAUGGUGUUUGACUUAAUCGGCACAGAAUUAAACGCUCAUUUUUCAUGGGCUUUGUGUCUUGUGAUGUCCAGAGUACUGGGUGGUAGAUAGAUAGAUAGAUGUGGACCAAGUCAUUAUUAUCCAAGUCUCAAGUCUUGGCACUCGGCUUGAUGGCUUAGAAACGCUGCGUGUAAUCUUCAUGUGACUCUCACCAUUAAAAUAUACAGCAUCUCAA